CCGCCGCGCAACCCCUUCUGCACCCUCGUACUUUCGAUCUCGGCAAAGCGAGGGUUUUAGGACUCCCUCGGGCUGUAUGAAUAAAGAGCCUUAAGUCUCCGGUAAAUGUAAACACCUUAUUCUAUAUGAGUUAAUGAAAAAAUCAAUUCAAAUAUCGCGAGGGCUAUGCCUUCAAUGGUUGUUUGGUAUUGACGUUAAGAUUAACAAUAAAAUGUAUUCUCAUAAAUCCUUUGGGACUUCGAGGAGUAUGUCAUACAGAGCAGCUUCACCAAACACCUCAGCAGAAAUACACGAUGGAUACACGGAUAAACAACAGGAACAGUACACUAAGUAUCUGAAAAAGUUAAAAACCGAAUUCCAAGAUCGCUGGUGUCAAAAACCAAAUUUCAGCAUCGAAUUCUCCGAUUUAGAACGCUUGAAAACACUCGGCUCGGGCGCUUUUGGCAGAGUGAUAUUGCUGAAACACUCUAAGAACAACAAAUUGUACGCGAUGAAAGUUUUAGAGAAAGAAAAAAUCAUUAAGAUGAAACAGGUCGAACAUUCACUUUACGAAAAGCGCGUUCUUGAAGCAAUCCGAUUUCCUUUUACGGUGUCGAUGGAAUGUAGUUUCAAGGAUAACAGCUACAUUUAUUUUGUCAUGCCCUUCGUGCCUGGCGGUGAAAUGUUCAUGCAUCUACGUCGAAUGAACAAAUUUGAGGAGCCAUUGGCGAAAUUUUACGCUAGUCAAGUUGUAUUGGCGUUUAAUAUCUUGCAUUUCUGUAAUUUGGUGUAUCGUGAUUUAAAACCGGAGAAUAUUAUGAUAGACAAGAACGGAUAUUUGAAAAUAACAGAUUUCGGUUUUUGCAAGGUUUUGCAAGGUAGAACGUGGACCCUGUGCGGAACACCGGAAUAUUUAGCUCCUGAAUUAAUACUAAGUAAAGGAUACGGAUUCUCAGUCGAUUGGUGGUCUUUUGGAGUGUUACUUUAUGAGAUGAAUGCAGGAUAUCCUCCGUUUUAUUCAAAUGAACCAAUGAAGACGUAUGAAAAAAUUGUUGCGGGCAAGUAUAGAUGUCCCUCUAGUUUUAGCUCGGACCUAAGAGAUCUAGUACGUAAUGUCCUCCAAGUGGAUAUAAGCAAACGCUUCGGCGUCAUGAAGGACGGAGUGCUGGACUAUAAGAACCAUAAGUGGUUCAAGGGAAUAGAAUGGGAUGCCAUUGUGAACUGUCGAGUUCAACCGCCAUUUGUGCCAAAAUAUAAAAACGCUUACGACACAGGCAAUUUCGAUAAAUAUGAAGAGGAGCCUAUUGUUCCGGCAUCUUAUUGUCGCUACGAGUCUGUAUUUAUUGACUUUUAGUUUACGUCAAGAUUCAGGAAUAUUGUUAUGGUAAUAAUAAAUGUAAUAUUUCUAUCAGAAUAGAGAAUAUGGGAAACAAUUACGUGUUUUUGUUUAUUUACGGGAACUUCGAGAUUACAAAUUAUUGAGCAUCUUUAUAAUGCGAUGAUAACACAAAAUUGGUCAUCAUUGUGAUGAUGUAUCACAGCAGUAGGUCAUUUGUUUGGAGUCAAUUUGAAUACAUAAUUGAGUACGUGCUCGAAACAUCCACUC
Messenger RNA from Manduca sexta (tobacco hornworm), 1585 nucleotides. RefSeq names its product cAMP-dependent protein kinase catalytic subunit alpha-like. Gene Ontology annotation, biological process: peptidyl-serine phosphorylation. Gene Ontology annotation, cellular component: nucleus; cAMP-dependent protein kinase complex. Gene Ontology annotation, molecular function: cAMP-dependent protein kinase activity; ATP binding. The record is from RefSeq and is a predicted model, not a curated record. NCBI's taxonomy places the organism in Eukaryota, Metazoa, Arthropoda, Insecta, Lepidoptera, Sphingidae.